Poecile atricapillus (Black-capped chickadee) is the source of this 1230-nucleotide messenger RNA. RefSeq names its product CD226 molecule (gene CD226). NCBI's taxonomy places the organism in Eukaryota, Metazoa, Chordata, Aves, Passeriformes, Paridae. Gene Ontology annotation, biological process: positive regulation of natural killer cell cytokine production; positive regulation of type II interferon production; positive regulation of natural killer cell mediated cytotoxicity directed against tumor cell target. The record is from RefSeq and is a predicted model, not a curated record. Gene Ontology annotation, cellular component: external side of plasma membrane.
AUGGAAGCAUAGUUUGCAGAUUCAUCUGCAAAGCUUACUGAGAAAGUGAAACUGCGGUGCAUAUAUAUAUAAAAAAAAAAAAGAGCUGUGAUAAUCCAGACAUCCUGGAUGAAACUUAAUGUAACUCAUAAGGAAAAUACAGCUGUCUUGCAUCCAAUCUAUGGCAUACAUAUCAAAGGCAAAUACAAUAGAAGAAUUUAUUUUAAAAGUAAGGACAAGUCCUUAUACUUCAUCAAGGACACUUUGGAAGAUGAUGGUCCCCAUAUAACUAACUUUUUCUCCAUUGUAACUAAUCCAGGUGGAAUUUUGAAGAAGGUAAUAGAAAUUACUCAGAAGGGAAAAAGUCCUGGGAAGAGGAGGAAAUUCCAUGGGCCAGGAUGUAGUUGCAUGGCUGGUGCCAACAUCAAGUUGCCUUUUAUCACCAUGGGCUCUUUUAUUGGUCAAGGAAUUCUAGAAAGAGACAGGAUCCACGUGAGCACAGAGGAGAAAAGCGUCCUUGACAACAGAGUGGUGAAGGGAGCUGCAACAGGAAAGCCAGAUGACAAUCCACAUGUGAUGAAAUUCCUGGACAGGAUGAAAGUCUGGAAAUCUGAUCUCUCAGAUCUUCAAGAGUCUUCUGCGGAUUUCAGACCAGAUGCUUUUGAAGUGCCUGAGAAACAAAAUAAUCCCAUGUUUACAAAGCCAGGAGGAAAUGUUGCUUUUACUCCUCCUUAUAGACUUGGAGAUUCAGUGGAGUGAACGAUGAGGGAAAGGAUUACAGCAGAUUGGGUAGAUAUGGUCAUUCCGUGCAACUCAUCAGGAAAGCAAAGCUUUGGGUCAGAUUUGAAAGAAUGUACACCAGUGGUUUGUUCUGACCAGGAAAGCUCCAGGACUGUCUUUCAAAACAUUACAGCCUCUGACUUUGCAAUGUACUUCUGUGUAGCUGCUGGGAGAAACAAAACCAUAAUGAGUUUUACUGUAGCUGCAACUUGGGAUCACAAGUGGUUUAUUAUCUACAUAGCUGAAGGGAUUUCAGCUCCUCUUUUGGUAUUAGAUUUCCUACUGAUCUUCUGCAUUACCACUGCUUAUCACAAAAAACUGGAUCCCAAAUCCAAUUUUCAUGGCUUGCACAGCAGAGAAAGAAGGGAAGAAUCACCACUCUGGCAGACAGAGGAGAUUUACGUCAACUGCAAAAACAUCUCACACAAACAUAAGAAAAGACCAUUAGGUUCUUUCUUAAGAAUGAAGUAA